GCCGACAGACACCCGACCCCGACCCUGCCGCCGCCGUCCCACGGUCGCAUCACCUCCCACACGCCGACGGAGUCGAGGUGCCGGCGAGAGCGACCUCCCCUCGGGGCCUGGAGUCUUGUUUACUACCCGCCCCCGCCUUACGGAAAGUUUCGGGUGUUUUGAUGCAAGUGCAAGGAUGGUACAGAAGUACCAGUCACCCGUCAGGGUUUACAAGCAUCCCUUUGAACUUGUUAUGACAGCUUAUGAAAGACGAUUCCCAACAUGCCCUCUAAUUCCAAUGUUUGUUGGAAGUGACAUUACCAGCGAGUACAAGAGUGAGGAUGAGGGUGUUCAUAUUUUGGAAAGGCGUUGCAAAUUGGAUGUGGAUGCGCCGAGACUACUAAAAAAGAUUGCAGGUGUUGAUUACAUCUACUUUAUUCAGAAGAACUCCUUGAACUGGCGGGAGAGGACAUUGAAAAUUGAAGCCCACAAUGAAACCUUUGGCAACCGAGUGGUCAUCAAUGAAUUCUGCUGUUACACUGUUCAUCAAGAAAAUGAAGAUUGGACUUGCUUUGAGCAGUCAGCGAGUCUUGAUAUCAAGUCUUUUUUUGGGUUUGAAAGUACUGUUGAAAAGAUAGCAAUGAAACAAUAUGCCAGCAGUAUAAAAAAGGGGAAAGAAAUAAUUGAAUAUUACCUAAAACAGCUGGAGGAAGAAGGCAUUACCUCUGCACCACGUUGGACACCAAUAUUAAAAAUUAACGUUGAAAAACCAGUUCCUGUCCAGAAACUGACAUCCUCUCCAGCUGUGGCCAUUCCCAAUCGAGGUGAUGCAGUUAGAAAGGAAGAACACGUCAAUAAGGAUUUAAUUGCUGCUUCAAAUAAUUCGCCUGAUUCUCUCUCUGGAACACCGGAUGAUAAAUUAGAAGCCGAUUAUAUUGAGCGUUAUUUGGGUGAUUUGACACCAUUGCAAGAAAGCUGUCUCAUUAGGCUUCGAACAUGGAUUCAGGAAGCACACAAGGGCAAGAUUCCAAAGGAUGAACACAUUCUGCGCUUCUUAAGAGCACGUGAUUUCAAUAUUGAUAAAGCAAGAGAGCUUCUGUGCCAGUCCUUGACUUGGCGCAAACAACACAAAGUCGACUACCUCUUGGAGACUUGGACACCACCUCAGGUGUUGCCUGAUUAUUACACCGGAGGUUGGCAUCAUCAUGACCGAGAUGGGAGACCGUUAUACAUUUUAAGACUUGGACAAAUGGAUACCAAAGGUCUUGUCAGAGCACUUGGAGAGGAAGCACUAUUACGGCAUGUCCUGUCUAUUAAUGAAGAAGGAUUAAGACGAUGUGAAGAAAACACCAAUGUGUUUGGAAGACCCAUCAGCUCAUGGACAUGUUUGGUGGACUUAGAAGGUUUGAACAUGAGGCAUCUUUGGCGGCCUGGUGUUAAGGCACUGCUGAGAAUCAUUGAGGUGGUUGAGGCUAACUAUCCAGAAACACUUGGUCGAUUGUUAAUUCUCAGGGCACCUCGAGUUUUUCCAGUACUGUGGACAUUGGUCAGUCCUUUCAUUGAUGACAAUACAAGAAAGAAAUUUCUAAUCUAUGCAGGGAAUGACUACCAGGGACCUGGAGGGCUCAUUGAUUACAUAGACAAAGAAGUGAUCCCUGAUUUCCUUGGAGGCGAAUGUAUGUGUGAAGUUCCAGAAGGAGGUUUAAUCCCUAAAUCUAUGUACAGAACACCGGAAGAGCUGGACAAUGAUGACAUCAGGCUGUUGACUGAAACUAUCUAUCAGUCGGCAAGUGUUUUCAAAGGGUCACCUCAUGAGUUAUCAAUUGAAAUAGUGGAUGCAUCUUCUGUGAUAACCUGGGAUUUUGAUGUGUUAAAAGGAGAUAUUGCCUUCAACAUCUAUCAUUCAAAGCGAGCACCUCAGCUUCCGAAAAAGGAUACUCUUGGGGCUCAUGGUAUAACAUGCCCUGGAGGAAAUAAUGUGCAGCUGAUAGAUAAAUCAUGGCAACUAGGAAUGGAUUAUAGCAUGGUGGAGUCACCUCUGAUCUGUAAAGAAGGAGAAAGUGUCCAGGGUUCACAUGUAACAAGAUGGCCUGGUUUUUAUAUACUUCAGUGGAAAUUUCACAAUAUGCCUUCUUUUGCUACAACCAACCUACCUCGUGUAGAUGAUGUGCUGGCAACAUUGCAGGUCUCAUCCCACAAGUGUAAAGUUAUGUAUUACACUGAAGUUAUAGGAUCAGACGAUUUCAGGGGAUCCAUGACGAGUCUCGAAUCUAGUCAUAGUGGCUUCUCCCAGCUCAGUGCUGCUACAACAACAUCGAGUCAGUCACAUUCCAGCUCUAUGAUCUCCAGGUAGUGACUUGGAAUGUCUGCAAUUAAAUAUGUACCAAAAGGACAAAUUUUGGUGGUAGCUGAUUGUAAUAAUGAUGCAGCUACAAAAAAAAAAAAUCUCAAAUGCAACCUGUACCAUCAGCUCGAUUUCAUUUUAUUUGUAUUUUUCAUUUCCUCAUUCACUUGUAUAUUAAUCCUUGAAUCUGUAACUUGCGAUCAAUUUUUAAAGUAAUUCAUUUUUUAGACAAAUGCCAUUACAAUGUAAAUAUUUUCAGCACUGCAGUUUCUAACAACAAUACAUUUUAAUGAUAAUACUGUAACUUUAAAUCUUGCCUGCUCUGGAAAUAUCACAUUUUCUCAAUACUUAUGACUGUCAGAAUACAUGGUCAAAAAUGAAUAUCUUGUAUUAUUUUAAACGUGACACUUAAAAUUGUAUAAAUGAAGAGUUAUUACAAGCACAUGUUAGGAAUAGAAAGUGUAUUUUACACUUAAACCAGACGAUUAAUUGCUUAGAAGUGUAACAAUGCACUUGUUGGAUUUGAAACAUGACUGAAAACAUUUCAGUUUUUUGAUUUUGAAUUAAGUUUCUAUAAUUUAGUUAUUAAUAUAUUCUGAGACAAGUAGUAUUUCCUUGGAACAAAAUCACUGAAUAUUUCUGUUGGAUUUAUCUAUACUUAAACAUUGCAUAUUUGUCCUUAUGGAGCAAUAGCUGUUACCACUGGUCUGGUAAUAAAUCAUUCACAUAUCCUUCAACUAGUCUCUUUUUAAAUAAUAAAAGUGCUUGCCUUGUU
This is a messenger RNA of Leucoraja erinaceus (little skate), 3098 nucleotides long. Its product is annotated as SEC14-like protein 1. Gene Ontology annotation, biological process: negative regulation of RIG-I signaling pathway. The transcript has 16 exons. Gene Ontology annotation, molecular function: RIG-I binding. Gene Ontology annotation, cellular component: cytoplasm; cytosol. Bases 176 to 2332 code for a protein of 718 amino acids. NCBI's taxonomy places the organism in Eukaryota, Metazoa, Chordata, Chondrichthyes, Rajiformes, Rajidae. The record is from RefSeq and is a predicted model, not a curated record.